AUGGUCGCCCCUUCGGUGCUAUUCAACCCCGUGUCGCUCAACAUCACCAUCACGCUCAUCCUUGAUUCAUACGGGGUGAACUACCUGCCCAUCAGCAAAGGUGUAACAGGCUUCUUCAAUGACUUCAAACCCAGCGGGAAGCAGAGCAAAGGCGGCGAGAAAGCAACUGCUACCCGAGGUAGGAUCAUGGUCGGCCAGCCAGCUGCCGGUCACCAGCCGGCAGAGGAUAUGAAGGGCGACCUUCCCGCAAUGCAGACCUUUGAUGACAAUGGCUAUCAUCUGAGCGAGUACGUCGAGUUCGAGGGCGGCGCGAAGGAUCACACGGAGAAGCAUAUCGAUUAUUAUCUGUGGCAGCACAAGGACACCUUGGGUUCGAAGUACCGUCCGGACCCAUCUUAUCUUAAUCUGCACUCGAACAAGGACAAUGCUGUCUGCAUUGCGGCCGUCGGACUCCAGACACCCAUCUCUGACCAGGAGUACAUCAUCACCGGUGAUAUGCUCAAGCACUGUGGUUACAAAUAUUACGACUCUGAGGUAGUCAUUCCUCAGGGCGCCGACGAGAGCCAAUCUGUCGAGCACAGGCCAUACUGCUUCUGGAUCGGUGGUGAACAGCCCGACAUCCCGGACCACCUCUUCUUCCACUUGCCGGACUUGACCAACAGCCAACAGGCCGCCAAGGUUUACAACGAAAGCAAGGAGCAGCUCUGCAACGUCCCUCCCCGCAUGAACUACUACUCCGGCGACAUCAAGAAGAAGAACUGGCGCCCCUCGGUCUUUCAGCCAAACCUCGAGUACUACGAGAGGGCUGACGGCAGCAUCAGUGACAAUUCCACCCAGUUCGACGCCGGCUGGGUCCUGGACCGCAACCACUGGAAAUGGAGAGUCACUCUGGAUGGCGAGAGCAGCUACGCUCCGCUCCUUCCCGGUGAGGAACACAACCCUGAUGCUAAGGAUGGCAUCAAGCUUCCACCUCUCAAGCGCGCGGUCUCACCGAAGUUCUGGGACCAGUGGGACCACAUCUUCUCCCUGACCAGCAACACUGCGGAACGCUACAGCGCCAAGACCAAGUGUGCCGAGAUCGAGAAUGGCUUCGCUGGUCCGGAUUGGGCGAACAGUGCGGAGAAGCUGUACUGCCAUAUGCGCACCGGAGAGGUCCUGCCGUUCUGUGCUGAUGCUCAGGACGAGCGUGCUUGCUUCGACAUCGAGAAUGAGGUGCUCAGAGAAGGCAUGUCGAGCGAGAGGAAGUCGGCGAGGGAUCUCAAGACGCUCAAGAAGACCCAGAGAUGGGACUUCUCUUGA
This is a messenger RNA of Cyphellophora attinorum, 1299 nucleotides long. RefSeq lists its product as uncharacterized. The transcript has 4 exons. The record is from RefSeq and is a predicted model, not a curated record. Bases 1 to 1299 code for a protein of 432 amino acids. NCBI's taxonomy places the organism in Eukaryota, Fungi, Ascomycota, Eurotiomycetes, Chaetothyriales, Cyphellophoraceae.